Molecule: messenger RNA, 204 nt
Organism: Protopolystoma xenopodis
Lineage: Eukaryota; Metazoa; Platyhelminthes; Monogenea; Polystomatidea; Polystomatidae
Source: the annotation of a GenBank genome assembly
AUGGGUCUGCCCAUCACUAAUGGCGACAUGCUUCUUGAAGAAGUUUUGGGUGGUGCCAGUGGUCUCCCUUCGGGAAUCCGUAGUGGCGUUAUCGGGACCUCUCCUGUCGAUAACAGCUUGUCCGCUCGACAAAAUCGACAGCCAGUUGGCAUGGGCGUUGGGGUAGCCAAUCCUGACGAGGAUUGGGUCAGCGAUUCUGGGUAA